Molecule: messenger RNA, 1955 nt
Organism: Camelina sativa (false flax)
Lineage: Eukaryota; Viridiplantae; Streptophyta; Magnoliopsida; Brassicales; Brassicaceae
Product: L-ascorbate oxidase homolog
Molecular function (GO): oxidoreductase activity; copper ion binding
Source: RefSeq, a predicted model, not a curated record
UCCACUCAUAUCACUAACUCUCUCUCUUCGUCACUCUCACUUUUCCCUCUCCCUCUCCCUCUCCCUCUCCCUCUCUCUCUCUCCACAAGAAACGCCGUCGCUCAUAAAAAAUGAUGGCGUUGGGAAGAUCCGGAGGUACCGUCCUAUUGCUCUGCCUAUCGUUCUUGGCCACGGUCACCGCCGAGAGUCCAUACCGAUUUUAUGACUGGAAUGUAACAUACGGCGACAUUUACCCACUCGGUGUUCGUCAGCAGGGAAUAUUGAUUAAUGGGCAAUUUCCGGGACCGGACAUUCAUAGUGUGACAAACGACAAUCUCAUCAUUAACGUACACAACAGCUUAGACGAGCCUUUCUUAAUCUCAUGGAACGGGGUACAAAACAGAAGGAACUCUUAUGUGGACGGGAUGUCCGGAACCACGUGUCCAAUUCCACCAAGAAGCAAUUACACAUACAUUUUGCAAGUGAAAGACCAAAUUGGAAGUUUCUACUACUUCCCAUCCCUUGCGUUUCACAAGGCGGCUGGUGGGUUCGGAGGCAUCAGGAUCCUUAGCCGUCCGGGAAUUCCAGUUCCCUUCGCUGACCCUGCAGGAGAUUACACUAUCCUCAUUGGAGAUUGGUACAAGUCUAAUCACACGGAUUUGAAGUCUCGUCUUGACAGAGGAAGGAAGUUACCUUCUCCUGAUGGUAUUCUUAUCAAUGGCCGAAGCAACGGUGCUACUAUAAACGUUGAGCAAGGAAAAACAUACCGAUUGAGGAUAUCAAACGUUGGAUUACAAAAUUCUCUAAACUUCAGAAUCCAAAACCACAGAAUGAAGCUUGUGGAAGUUGAAGGGACGCACACACUUCAAACCAUGUUUUCCUCACUGGACAUUCAUGUUGGCCAGUCUUACUCCGUUCUCAUUACUGCUGACCAAUCUCCUCGUGACUACUACGUGGUUGUUUCGUCUCGGUUCACGGAUAAAAUCAUAACAACCACUGGUUUUUUUCGCUACAGUGGCUCGUCUGCCUCAGCUUCUGGUCCAAUUCCUGGUGGUCCCACUAUUCAGGUCGAUUGGUCCUUGAACCAAGCACGUGCCAUCAGAACCAACUUGACAGCUAGUGGACCAAGACCAAACCCGCAAGGUUCAUACCAUUAUGGUCUUAUACCGCUCAUUAGGACUAUUGUGUUCGGUAGUUCAGCCGGACAGAUAAAUGGAAAGCAAAGAUAUGGUGUCAAUAGUGUGUCAUUUGUGCCUUCUGACACCCCUCUAAAACUGGCCGACUUCUUCAAGAUAAGCGGUGUCUAUAAGAUCAACAGUAUCUCGGACAAACCCACUGGUGGAGGUUUAUACCUUGACACAUCAGUUUUGCAAGUCGAUUAUAGAACCUUUAUCGAAAUUAUAUUCGAGAACAAAGAAGAUAUCGUCCAAAGUUAUCAUCUCAAUGGUUACUCUUUCUGGGUUGUCGGCAUGGAUGGUGGACAGUGGAAGACAGGGAGCAGAAAUGGUUAUAAUCUACGAGAUGCAGUUUCAUGUUCCACUGUCCAAGUGUACCCAAAAUCAUGGACAGCCAUUUACAUUGCAUUGGACAACGUAGGAAUGUGGAACUUAAGAUCAGAGUUUUGGGCAAGACAAUACUUGGGACAACAGCUUUACUUGCGUGUCUUCACGUCAUCUACGUCUUUGAGAGAUGAGUACCCUAUCCCAAAGAAUUCGCGUCUGUGCGGCAGGGCAAGAGGACGACAUACUAGGCCUCUAUAAAGAAGACAUACGAGCUUACGUGAAAGCCAUAUUGAUACAGGUAUAAGUUAUAUAUAUGUUAUUCUUGCAAAGACUUGCGAUGUUAUAAUGAGAGAGGAUGUCCUAAAAGUCUAGUUUAAAGAGAUCUCUGCUCGAGGUUUCAAUUUGAAUGUUAUUCGUGUUUGAAUUCUUGUGUUGCUUUCUAUGCUUUUAUCAUUGAUGUUCUUUUUCUUUCCU